Molecule: messenger RNA, 2056 nt
Organism: Terrapene triunguis (Three-toed box turtle)
Lineage: Eukaryota; Metazoa; Chordata; Testudines; Emydidae
Gene: METTL24
Product: methyltransferase like 24
Exons: 5
Coding region: 1-1134 (377 amino acids)
Source: RefSeq, a predicted model, not a curated record
AUGAUGCCUAAGGAGAAGCCGCUGUGGAAGGGCUUCGCGUUCCGCCUCUGCCUGCUCUCGGCCGCGGUCUUCCUCUGCCUGCAGCUGGGGCUGAGGCGCUCCUGCGCCCCGGCGGAGAAGGCGGGAGCAGCUGCGGCCGGGGCGCUGCCCGCCCGGGGCACAGAGCAGCGCCUAGGGCCGGCCCGCAGCAACCGCAAGGACAAAGUGGAGGCGCACCUGGCGCCGGGGGCGGGGCGGCCGGAGGCGGCGACCGCCAGCAGGAGGCGGGUGACCUACCUGAGAAGCAGCCGCAGAAGGAGCUCGGAGCCCGCCUGCUGCCCCCUGCAGACCCUGGGCAGCAGCCGCAGGAAGACUAUACGAUGGCACGUAGACCUGCAGCCUUGGGCAAGUCCAACUCCUUCCCUGAAUUAUGAGGCCCUGAGGUUCCUGAAGUAUAUCACCACACCUCAGAUUUCAUGUGAACAUAUGAAUAUGAACAGCCUGACAGAUAACUCUAAAACCAUAAAGAAGCCAUGGUCAAUCUGUCUUGAUGACAGGUUCAGUUUAGUUCAUCGAAUCAAAAGCAAGCAAUGCCGUCUCUAUUCACUUGGACUGAGCAGUGAUGAUAACCAGUUUGAGAUCAGCAUGGCCAACAGUGGAUGUGAGGUGCAUCGAUUUGAUCCUAGUAUCAAAUCAGCUCAUAUUCAGGAGGGACAACACCUCUGGAACCAUCGCCUGUCCAUUGACUGGAGAGAUCCCAAUCCGGCAAUUGCUGCUCAUAAACUACGCAGCCAUACAAAAAAGCUUGGCACCAUCUUGAAUGAAUUUGGACACCAGAAGAUUGAUGUCCUCAAGGCAGAUAUGGAAAGUGCGGAGUGGAAAAUUUUGGAAAACCUGAUUCUGGAAGACAUUGUUGAACAGAUAGGACAAUUGGUCUUUGAAGUCCACAUUCAUUGGCCUGGAUUUGAGGUCAGUGGCAAUGACAGCACGGUGGUCCGAUACUGGUACAGUCUUCUUAAAGAAUUAGAACUGAAGGAUUUCAGGCUUUUUCACACUUACAAAGACUUAUUGAAACCACAGAUGUUUCUGAAGAAGGAAGCCUUCAAUGCAAGUAGCUGUUACACACUAAGCUGGGUGAACACAAGAUGGAAAUAGCAUAAAGGAAUUGAUGACAUGUAAUCAUCCCACUCAACAGCAUUAGUGAAAAGGACAUUGGAGCAGCUGACAAAAGUUACUGAACUUGCAAACCGAGGCCCUGCUAUCAAAACGAAUUGGUUUUCUGUUUCUCAGCAGUAUCACAAAAGCUGGAUGUUAUCGUGCUUUGCUUCUGAGUACUAGAAAGAGAUCUGGCGUUGAAAUUCUUUUGUACAGUGCAUCUUCCAUGGUUACAUUGAUAGACUAUUAGAAACAGAUGAGAGACUUUCUAAGUGUUUGUCUAUAGUGGUUAACAGUUCUCCACACAUGGCUGUGGAUUGACCCCAGCCUCCCUAAAGGUCAGCAAAGAGAGUUUGCCUACUCCGUCCCUGAAAAUUCACUGGGAGCGGCUCUAGUACAGUGUACACCACGAGACGUUGCUGAAAAAAAUCAUUGAUCCAAAUAAGUUACUUUCUCAUAAAUGAUUAUGCUUAGACUAGCACCUUUUAUUACUUUAAAAACAAACACUCCCAUGAUAAUUAUGGCAGAUUGUUGUCUUCCCAUCAACAAUUACUUAAACGGGACAGUCAAUGGGAAAUCUAGUCAAUUUUUAAAAAGGUGUCAUAUAUUUUCAGAUACUACACCUGCCCCCGAACGUAUACGCAUGCCAGCUCCUACUCCACAUGCAUUCUUCACUCAAAUCAGUCCCCCUUCCAAUGGCUAACAAGCUGAAAUCACUCAACUGGCCCAUCCAGGUCUCCCUCAGAAGCCCAACUGGCAGGCUCAGCAGGCAAUAUAUUUUAAACUUCCCAGAAAAGUCAUUUCCCCCUCACUUUACCAGAAACAUAAUAAAGGAGUGCAUGGUUUAUGUGAACAUUUUGAAAACUUUAGCCCAUCCAAUACUACCCAUGUGAGGCAGGAGGGGGUUAAGAGAGAAUUUAGU